Asterias rubens (European starfish) is the source of this 1595-nucleotide messenger RNA. Its product is annotated as snRNA-activating protein complex subunit 5-like. Gene Ontology annotation, biological process: transcription initiation at RNA polymerase III promoter; transcription by RNA polymerase II. Gene Ontology annotation, cellular component: nucleus. The transcript has 3 exons. The coding region runs from base 113 to 541 and encodes 142 amino acids. Lineage: Eukaryota; Metazoa; Echinodermata; Asteroidea; Forcipulatida; Asteriidae. The record is from RefSeq and is a predicted model, not a curated record.
UCCGCCAAGCACCAGUUGAAUUAAAAGAUGGCUGCGCCCAUGAACGAUUAAUCCGGUCGGUGUGCCAAAAAUACACGAAUCAAAAGUCGUGUUAAACUUACUUUAGCUAGUCAUGUUAGCAAAACUGAAAUAUCUGAAAGAAGAAGAGAAAGCUUUGAAAGAUAUAAAAAACAUGAUCACCGAGCAAGCUACUCGAUUAAAGCAUGAAGAGCUUUAUUUGAAGAGUCUGAUGAGAGAUUCGUCUCAAGGUUUCCAGGAUCAGUCAUCUUUUUUGCAAAGUCAUAAAGCUAUUUUAGAGCAGACAGCACUAGUGGAUGACGACUCAGUGAACAAAGUACCACUAGAGGACCUCCAAUCGCAGUCAUCGUCCCAACAACAUCUUAUGAAGGAGCCGGUUCAUGCUGAGGAGGAAGAAGAUGAAGAAGAAGAAGAGUCGGAAGAGGAGAGUGGAGAUUGCGACAUGGAGGAUGGGAUCAACACAGAGCUGAUGACACUGAUGCAGCAGAUGCAAGAAGGCCAUCACUACGACGAUGACUUUUGAGAACUUCACCAACCGACCUUCGGCAUAAUGUCCUGACGUUUCAACCAGUGUUGUAGCCACGGUGGGCGAUGCUGGGCGAGCCUGCCCAGGACUAACAAUUUUUGCCCAGCUCUCUGAGAAAAUACACUGUGUUGCCCGAGACAGAUUUCUCCAAGUUUGCAUUUCAGCAAUGAUGGCCCCAUUUACAUGAAUCAUUUUGUUGAACCACCCGCCACUAAAAUUGGUCUAGCUGCAACACUGGUUUCAACCCAAGCAGAGUCUUUCUCGAAAGGCUAAAUGGACCAAAAGGAUCUUUGGUAUAAAUGGAGCUAAUAAAACUCAUGCCAGCAGAUGCAGGAAAGAGAACACUAUGACGACGGGGUUUGGAGAAUAUUCUUAAUUUUGACUCAAACUGUGAACUGCCUUACCAUCCAUGGUAUGAAAUGCAAACAUAGUAAAUGGCCUAAGGUUUGGACUAAGGCAGAGUCUUUCUAGAAAGGCUAAAUGAAACAGAAGGACCUAUGGUAUAAAUUGCAGCAGAUACAAGAAAGAUAAAACUACAACAAUAAUGGCUUUUGGGGGGAAAAUGAUGGAGAACAUUCUUGAUUUUUGACUAAAAGUUGGAUAUUGAGAAAAUGGAAUUAGCUGUUACAAACUGUUUUACCAACCAAAAGAACCCAAAGUAAAAAUCUGUCCUGGGCCAAUAUGUUUAUAUCUAUUCCCUUGGCGUUAAUAAUUGACUGAGAAUGGGAAUAUCUUUAUUCUCCCAGGAAAAGUACCAGUCCAUCCCAGGCUAUUCCCCAGCUCUCGCCUGUACCCAUUUGUACUCCUGGGUGGAGAGAAGCAAUUAUAGUAAAGUGCCUUGCUCGCAACUGACCUUGCCAGGAUUCAAACCAACAUUCUGUUAGUUACAGAACCUGAGUCCAAGAAAUGGUAUAGAGGGGAAUUGAGCAUUGGACAUGGUUGCUAGUCUAACGAAGCCCCUACAUCGUUGUAGCUAUAGUACAGGGAUGAGAUUGUUCAGACUUUUGGCUGAAUUCAGACUUUAUGUCGGCCUGGUGAAGACAAUUUUUUU